GCAACACUGCUUGAACAGCUGUUUUAAAAUGUCAAAAAGUUCGCCGUGUGGAAUUUGGCAAUUUUUAUAGGAAUUUUGGUUGGUCUAGAUCUCCGGCAAACCCACAACAACUAACAAAAAUGCCUAACGAUUCGCUUGACUUAAGGAAACAUUUAACUCAAUGCAAGUGACAAAAAGCAUACAAAAGCAAAAAACACAAAGCACGCAACGCCUACAACAACAAAAGCAACAGCAGCAGCGCAAAAAUUAAGCGUCUGGCAGCAGACGGCGGCGCUUCAGCUCGAAUUUCAGCAGCGACAACAGCAAUUGCAACAUGAAAUUACUCGGGAAAUACGUGGAUAAGGGCAUGCAGGGCAAUGUAACCCUCGUGCCCGAGGAGCCUGAGGACAUGUGGCACGCCUACAACCUAAUUGCUGAGGGCGACAGCGUGCGCAGCACCACAAUACGCAAAGUGCAGAAUGAAACGGCAACAGGCUCAUCGACGAGCAGCCGUGUGCGCACCACUCUGACCAUUGCCGUGGAGGCCAUCGACUUUGAUACUCAGGCCUGUGUGCUGCGUCUGAAGGGGCGCAACAUUGAGGAGAAUCAGUUCGUCAAAAUGGGCGCCUAUCAUACGCUCGAUCUGGAAUUGAAUCGCAAAUUUGAGCUGCGCAAACCCGAGUGGGAUACGAUAGCACUGGAGCGCAUUGACAUGGCCUGCGAUCCCACCCAAUCUGCGGAUGUGGCUGCUGUCGUUAUGCAGGAAGGCUUGGCGCAUGUCUGCCUCAUUACGGCCAGCAUGACGCUGGUGCGCAGCAAAAUCGAGGUGUCCAUACCGCGAAAGCGCAAGGGCUAUGUACAACAGCACGAGAAGGGUCUGGCCAAGUUCUACGAGCAAGUCAUGCAAAGCAUAUUGCGUCAUGUCAAUUUCGAAAUAGUCAAGUGUGUGCUGAUUGCCUCGCCGGGCUUUGUGCGCGAUCAGUUCUACGACUAUAUGUUCCAACAGGCGGUCAAAAUGGACUAUAAAGUGCUGCUGGAUAACAAGAGCCGAUUCAUGCUGGUUCAUGCAUCCUCCGGCUUUAAGCACUCUCUAAAGGAGGUGUUGCAAGAUCCCGCUGUGGUGGCCAAAAUGUCCGAUACGAAAGCCGCUGGUGAGGUUAAAGCACUGGAACAGUUCUACAUGAUGCUGCAGUGCGAACCAGCCAAAGCCUACUAUGGCAAAAAGCAUGUCCUGCGCGCUGCUGAGGCACAAUCCAUAGAAACUUUGCUCAUUUCGGACAAUCUGUUUAGAUGCCAAGACGUUAAUCUCAGGAAAGAAUAUGUCAACUUAGUUGAAUCGGUGCGCGAUGCUGGCGGCGAGGUGAAAAUAUUCUCCAGCAUGCAUAUAUCGGGAGAACAACUCGCUCAGCUGACGGGCGUGGCGGCUAUUCUGCGUUUCCCUAUGCCCGAACUGGAGGAUAGCGACGAUGAUGACGAUGAUGAUGGUGCGGCGGGCGGCGAUAAUAGCGAUAGCGAUUAAGUACUAUAUCCUAAAGAUCCCAUAGCAUUUUAUUUCAAACGAUUUAUUGGACUUACUCGAGAACAAAAGCGGCGAACGCAAGACUCGUGCAGCAGUUUUUAAAAACAUACAAGCAAAUGAAAAAAAAAAUAACCGAAAAACAUAUAAUUAUA
This is a messenger RNA of Drosophila montana, 1650 nucleotides long. RefSeq names its product protein pelota (gene pelo). Gene Ontology annotation, biological process: ribosome disassembly; nuclear-transcribed mRNA catabolic process, no-go decay; nuclear-transcribed mRNA catabolic process, non-stop decay. Bases 314 to 1498 code for a protein of 394 amino acids. The transcript is spliced from 5 exons. The record is from RefSeq and is a predicted model, not a curated record. NCBI's taxonomy places the organism in Eukaryota, Metazoa, Arthropoda, Insecta, Diptera, Drosophilidae. Gene Ontology annotation, cellular component: cytoplasm.